Molecule: messenger RNA, 1052 nt
Organism: Microcebus murinus (gray mouse lemur)
Lineage: Eukaryota; Metazoa; Chordata; Mammalia; Primates; Cheirogaleidae
Source: RefSeq, a predicted model, not a curated record
AGAACUGGGGGGACGAGGAGGAGGGGGUGCUAAAAUGUUAUGCACCUGAGCGGGUGGUUCCACGACUGUGAAAGUUCGCCCAAACUCAUGGAAGUGUGCACGAAAAGGGUGAAUUUCACUUUAUGUAAAUUACACCUCAAUAAAUUUGACUUAAAAAAAAAAUCUUGCUAAAGAAUAUUAAACAGCCCCGGGGAAAUGCAAAUGGCAGGUUAAAUGAGGCGAGCAGUUUGCAGAGCCCCGCGCAGCGUGACCGGAAGGCGGCGGGCGCGGGCGGGUGUGCACCUCCGGGGGAGCCAGGACCGGACCGGAAGGGAAAGCUCCAGAGCGCGUCGGUGUCUCUCUCUGGAAGUGAAACGAAAUGCCGUUUUGCUCCUGGCGUCCUGUUUGAUGUGUGCAGCACACAAUUUCGCAGCUCGGAACCGCGGGGCCCCGUUGCUGCGGCUUUCAGGCGCUUUCGAGCGCGCGUUCCUCCGUGGCAGAUCCAUCCUGCAAGGGCGAACGCGCCCCGGGGAGACCCGGUGCGGGGUGGGCGGAAGACAGCGACGGGGACCUGGGCGUGGGGGCGGGGAGUGGGGCGACGCCCGCGCCUGCUCGGGCCCCACAGCUGGCAGGGGAAGUGCUGCACGCCAGGUUUCCCUUCCUGAGCCGAGUGGGACCCGGACCGGCCUCAACAUGAGCGCCCUGCCCCUGGCGGCUGUGACCCUGGUACUUGGUUCCCUGGGCUUCACCGGGUCAGAAAUUGCAGCCUCAUCCACAGCAGCCAAGAUGAUCUCUCCAGGGGCCAUGGCCAAUGGGGGUGGAGAGUGCUUGGGCGGCCUGGUGGCUACUCUGCAGUCAGUGGGGUCAGCUGCACUCUCCCUGUCAUCCAAAUUCCUCCUGGGCACUGCUGGGCCCAUUUUUGGAGCCUAGUCGAAGGGUUUAAAAAAGUGAAAACAGACACCUUCUUCUCCUCCCCCAGCUGGACCUGAUGCUAAAGAGGACCGGCCAAGAGAAAAUGUACCCCAAGUGGAACCUCGAAAACCUGUACUCAAAUCAGAUGAACGUGACGCAUA